Molecule: messenger RNA, 2370 nt
Organism: Scomber japonicus (chub mackerel)
Lineage: Eukaryota; Metazoa; Chordata; Actinopteri; Scombriformes; Scombridae
Product: GRAM domain-containing protein 2B-like
Exons: 14
Coding region: 128-1405 (425 amino acids)
Source: RefSeq, a predicted model, not a curated record
GGUCCAUCGAGCGAUCUUCCCAAAAUAUUUUCCAUUUCAAGGCUUCCUGGAGUUAUUCUAUGUGUCGCAGGGGUCGAAAGUAAGAAACAAAUGGGGGAGACGUGAGGUGAGAAACAGUAAAUGAACUAUGGUACUCAUGACCGAGCAGGGAGACAGACCUUUGACCCCGUUAUCCACACCAGAAGUUUUCAACAAGGACUCCCGAGGGAAUCGAUCGACAUCUGAAGUGGAGAAUGGAAGUGAAAGAACACAGAGGAGGCGAGGAUUGUCACCUGCAGACCUCCAGCUGUGCCUGGAUACAGAGUCAGAGCCCACCGAGAACCGGAAGAAACCGACCGGCCUGAGGCUGAAACCUGUGGAGCAGCUUUCACCCAUGCCGAGUCCAAGUGACGGAGAAACAAAGUUUGAAAGGAAGAAAUCCCAACACAGUCGGUUAUCAAAGACAAACGUCCAGUAUCAUAAGAUAUUCAAGGAAGUGUGCAAAGACGAAGUACUCAAACAAAGUUACACUUGUGCCCUGCAGAAAGACAUUUUAUAUCAGGGCAAAAUGUUCGUCUCCGAUAACUGGAUCUGCUUCCACUCCAAAGUCUUUGGCAAAGAUACUAAGAUUGCAAUUCCAGUGAUUUCAGUGACAUUUAUCAAAAAAACUAAAACUGCAUUAUUAGUGCCAAACGCCCUCGUGAUUGAAACGACAAGCGAGCAGCAUGUGUUUGUGUCCUUCCUGUCUCGUAACACCACCUACAAACUUCUCAAGUCCAUCUGCGUUCAUUUGGAGUUGGAUAAGACGUGCAGCAGCCCCAUUCCUUCCUCCUGUGAAAACAGCUUCAGAGUGACCUGCCCGUCGUCACUUCCUCUGGACUUUUCUGGAGACUUCUCUGACCUCCAAGGGGUGGUGCAGCAGAGACGGCAGGAGAUGAUGGAAAGCAGCAGCUCCGGCUCUCAAACUCCAGAUUAUGAGAAAAUGCCUGACUUCGCCGGCCUCCCGGACACAUUUCUAAGUGCAGUGAAGAGUGGAGAGGUUUCGGUCCAUGCAGACAUUCACCUCCAGACUCCCAGCCCAAAACAUGGAGCUGCACUUAAGAACGGGUCACCCAAGCCAGCCCGAGGAGUCACGCUCAAGGACAAACCCUCGCAGCCCGUGUCGUUAAACGUCAUCCUCCUCAUCUACUUGUUUCUAGUUAGUGUUCUUGUCUUGUCCUCCUGUUACAUGGCUUUCAAGAUUGUGGCUCUUGAGCAUCGUUUGAACUCGUUGGUGUCCAUGGGGGAAAACGUUCGGAAUGAAAAUGCUGUGAGCCACAGGUCUCAGGAUGAAGUGAAUGCUGAGAUUUAUGGAGAACUGUCUACCAACCUGUUCAAGCUCGAAAAGAUUCAAAGAAACCUCCGGAAGCUACUUGAAGAGACUUAAAAAGAAGACUGUUGUCUGUUUGUCUGUCUGGACAGAAGCUUUACUUUUAUUAGAAAUGCUGUUUGAUCACUUGCAGAGCGGCAGUGAUCCCAUUUGGUAAAAGAUGUGUUGCCAAAAUGUAGAAAAUCUUUCUUAAAAUUGUGUGAACUUUAGAUGAAAUUGUGCAAUAAUAGCUUCUUUUUUUUCCUCCCUUUAUUUUCUCUCCACUCAGGACUAUUUUAUCACUCUUUUGAAAGAAAAUGUUGUGCUGGAAGGUUGAAAAAGUAGUGUGCCAGACUUAGUGUUACUAAAGUGAUCUUUUUUAAAGCAUAGAUGUAGUAUUUAUCUAAGAACACUAUUUUGCAUUUGACAGUAGUGCGAUUUUUUUUUGUUUUUGUUUAUUAGUUUUUUUUAUCAGGUCCAAAGGUCCUCUUGCAAUGUUUUCCAAAUAUUUCAGAAAAGGUCAACGUGUGCUGUUCAUGUGUUUUUGUGUUAAGAGUGAAACUGACAGUAAAUAAUAUUUAUGUCAUGUAUAUAAAAACACUCGGCUAGCGAUGUUUCUAUGCUGUUAGGGUGUAAAUGAGAAGUGGUUGCUUAGUGAUAAUAUGUUGAAAUCAAAAAGAGUUAAAUUGGUAUUUUUUAUUGUAAAUGUGGACUUGUUACUAAAAAGCUUUAACAUAAUUUAUUAAAGGUCAAAUCUGUAAUUUUUCUAACCAUAUCAAGUUUAUUAGCGUGUUUUAUCUAAUCAUAACUUUAAAUUUGUUACCAUAAAACAUUUCCACUGAGACUUUGCUGUUGAGUUCUUGUGUUUUAAAUGAACGGUCAAUACUUUCAGGAUCAAUAGACGGUUUGGAGCUUUUCAACUAUGGUGGUUUUGUGACCCUUUUGUUUACAUUCAGUGUAGAUCACAGACUGUGCCUUUAAAUAUUGUUUGUACAGCAGCCCUGAAAUAAAUGGCUCUAAUACAUUGUCUGUUGGUUCAUCGC